This is a messenger RNA of Seminavis robusta, 837 nucleotides long. NCBI's taxonomy places the organism in Eukaryota, Bacillariophyta, Bacillariophyceae, Naviculales, Naviculaceae. The record is from the annotation of a GenBank genome assembly.
AUGCCAGCUGAGGUUGGAGUCCAACGCAGAAGAACCACUACUACCCGACGCAAGAAGUUCAACUACAACUGGGAGGCAACUAACACCAAUUUUCCCAACAUUGGAGGCGGUGAGUUCUCUCAGGAGCAACUCCAGCUUGCUGGGAUUGGGUUGCCUGAGCGCAAUUCCGAUCGCCUUGGGGCCCAAAACAUUCAUCCUGGCGACGACGGGGAAAUUGACGGUGAGGAAGUAGUUGUGACUGCCCCAGAGGACUCUCUUCCUGACGAAGCGACUGUACUUGGACGGGACCAACAACCCACUGGUCGAGCUGGAGCUCCUGCAUCUGCUCCACGGGCACCUUGUGUCCAAACACCACCACCGCCACCAACCGCGAGGACUGGCAUUUAUUACGUCGAAGACAACGACGGGAUGACAACUCGUAUUGGUUUGAUUCCCAUCCCUGAGCUGGACUUCCAGGGUGCCUCCAGGACAGAGUUCCUUUGCAUGAUUGAUCUUCCUAGAGGCGUUGGCAAGGAGAAUGUAACAGCCACCCUUGAUCAAGACCUUCUUGGUCUAGCUUUUGAGUUCACCGAAGUCAAUGGAGCCUAUGAUCCCGAGAUCAUACCGGUAUCCAAUGGGCUCUCCUACGGAUACUGCAUCCAGACGAAGUCGGCUAUUCGUGGUGCUACCGAAAAGGAGUUGAGAGAAGGACAGCAAGGCGGCACACUCUACUUCAGCAACAAUGUGCUCAAAAAGAAAGUCCACAUUGAAUUCCCUGAAAUUUCUGAGAACUACCUUUACAACACAUCCAAUGGCGCAUGUGGUCGAGCAAAUGAGAUUCACUGGCUGCCUAGCUAG